CACACAGAACAUCCAACAUGGGCAAGGUCAUCUUCUACGAGGACAGGAACUUCCAGGGUCGCUCCUAUGAGUGUAUGAGCGACUGCUCAGACAUGUCGUCCUACCUGAGCAGGUGUAACUCCUGCAGGGUGGAGAGCGGCUGCUUUGUGGUCUACGACCGACCCAACUACAUGGGAAACCAGUACUUCCUGAGGAGAGGCGAGUACGCCGACUACAUGUUCUUUGGCAUGAGUGACUCCGUUCGGUCCUGCCGUAUGAUUCCUCAGUACCGAGGCUCAUACAGGAUGAGGAUCUAUGAGAGGGAGAACUUCCAGGGCCAGAGCUACGAGCUGAUGGAUGACUGCGACAACAUCCAGGACCGUUACCGCAUGUCCGACUGCCGGUCCUGCCACGUGAUGGACGGCUACUGGCUGAUGUACGAGCAGCCCCACUACAAAGGCAGGAUGCUCUACCUGAGUCCGGGGGAGUACAGGAGCAUGAGGGAUGUGGGAUACAGCGGCAUGAGGUUCAGCUCCGUCAGGCGGAUAACGGAUUCUUGCUGAAGCAAAUAAUGUGCUGUUGAAUAAAAUGAAAACCCAAACAAAUACCACCAAGUUGU
This is a messenger RNA of Amphiprion ocellaris (clown anemonefish), 598 nucleotides long. Its product is annotated as gamma-crystallin M3-like. Lineage: Eukaryota; Metazoa; Chordata; Actinopteri; Pomacentridae. The record is from RefSeq and is a predicted model, not a curated record. The transcript is spliced from 3 exons. Gene Ontology annotation, molecular function: structural constituent of eye lens. The coding region runs from base 18 to 542 and encodes 174 amino acids. Gene Ontology annotation, biological process: visual perception; lens development in camera-type eye.